Phyllopteryx taeniolatus (common seadragon) is the source of this 1697-nucleotide messenger RNA. It is a transcript of the gene necap2, whose product is annotated as NECAP endocytosis associated 2. Gene Ontology annotation, biological process: endocytosis. The transcript is spliced from 9 exons. NCBI's taxonomy places the organism in Eukaryota, Metazoa, Chordata, Actinopteri, Syngnathiformes, Syngnathidae. The coding region runs from base 92 to 832 and encodes 246 amino acids. Gene Ontology annotation, cellular component: clathrin vesicle coat; membrane. The record is from RefSeq and is a predicted model, not a curated record.
GUUCGAGGUUUCGUCUGCUUCCACUGCGGUCGAGGUGUGUGGUGAAAGUCGGAAGUUGGAGUUUCACCAAGUGACACUUGACGCAAACGAAAUGGCAGAAGACAGCACUUAUGAAUCGAUGCUCUGUGUGAAGCCCGAGGUCCACGUCUACCGGAUUCCGCCGCGGGCUUCGAACCGGGGCUAUCGUGCUGCUGAUUGGAAGCUGGACGAACCCGCAUGGAGUGGGAGAAUGAAAAUCACUGCAAAAGGAAAGCUGGCCUACAUCAAGUUGGAGGACAAAAACACAGGAGAGCUUUUUGCCCAAGCUCCAGUUGAACAGUAUCCGGGCAGUGUAGUUGAAGCGGUCACAGACUCCAGCAGGUACUUUGUGAUCCGGAUAGAGGAUGGAAAUGGCCGUCAUGCUUUUAUCGGUCUGGGCUUUGCUGAUCGAGGAGACUCCUUUGAUUUCAACGUUGCUUUGCAAGACCAUUUUAAGUGGGUAAAGCAAGAAGGUGAGCUGGCCAAAAUGGAAGCAACCCAGAGUACCGCACCAAAGCUCGACCUGAGCUUCAAGGAGGGGCAGACCAUCAAGAUCAGCAUCGGGAAUAUCAAGAAGAAGGAUGCAUCUGGUGCCAAGCCGCGCCCCAUGGCUGGAGGUCUGCUCCCACCUCCACCAGGAGUUAAGGUUGGAGGUGUCAUCCCACCUCCUGGCAGCCAGCACACAAUCACACCUGAACAACAACAAACAAACAUUGGCCCUUUUUUAGACUUUGGGUCCCCUGUCUCUGAAACCCAACCCAGCUCUGACAUGUGGGGGGAUUUCACAUCUGCAGGUUCCAAAUUAUUACCAUGACUUGGAUGACUGAGAAUCUACACAGCCAAUAGGCAAGCACCUAGCUCCAGUAAAGAUGCUGUCAAAUCAGGCUGGGUGCAGUUCAGCUGAGUGUGGACAAAUGUGGACAUGCUCUGUUUGCAUACAUUCCAUGGAUGGGAUGAUUGUGUGGGGAAAGAAAAAAAGAAGUGGGAAACAUGGCAAACUGGUCUGAUUAACUCACAGCAGCCACCCAUGUGAGGGUCACAUACCAACUUGCUCUAAAAAGGAAACAUGGUCACCUCUACAUUAUUAUUAUUUUUACAUUAUUUUCCCUUUUCACUCCCCUAUGUAGAAGGAUCCCUCUAUGAUUUUAGUAGUUGGGUAACCACAAAAUGUGUGUUAGUUUGAGUUACUUCCUCCAUUAUUGCUUUAAAUCAAUCAGCACCUCGUCUUUUUGGACUCUCAUGGAAUCCCUCGGAAAUCUGUGUAGAAUCAAAUGAAUGUCUUUUCCCCUCAGUCUUUCGCAAAACGUUUUGCUUUCAGAUCCGAAGAGUUAAAACUGUUUUCCUUUUUUUUUUUUUUUUUUUUUUUGCAGGAUUCAUUUUCAUUACUUGUAUUGUUUUUAGGAGGACCUGCAGUACUGAGCUCAGUGGUUAUGUUGCUAUUUUGAUGAAUAGUUUUACAUGGAACCCUUUAAUUGUUAAUCUAAAGAGCUUUUAAACAUGAUUUCAUGUUUUCAGGUUUGUCUUUGUUUACCCAGUAAGUUUUUUUUCCCCUUUUAAUGUGCCUUUUACCAAAAAAGAAAUGUCCUUAUUCUUAUUCAAAAGUUGCACUGAGUAUUUAAGUGCCUCAGAAAAAAAAUGUAUAAAAUGUAAACCUCUUUGUAAAUAAACAGUAUAUUUCA